This is a messenger RNA of Acanthamoeba castellanii str. Neff, 4767 nucleotides long. RefSeq lists its product as uncharacterized. The transcript is spliced from 31 exons. The record is from RefSeq and is a predicted model, not a curated record. The coding region runs from base 1 to 4767 and encodes 1588 amino acids. Lineage: Eukaryota; Discosea; Longamoebia; Acanthamoebidae. Gene Ontology annotation, biological process: chemotaxis.
AUGUACAAUACGCACCUCCUCCGCUCGACCAUCUCCCUAUCUUUCGUCUUCGCUCUUUUCCAUCUUCUUCUUUUCUCCUCUUCCACUCCCAGCGACGCGGCCGCCAUCACCGGCCACCUCCUCACCUCUCGCACCAUCUCUGAUGUGGGCGUGUCAUCGACCUACGAGUUCCUCGACGUGCUGUUCGACGGCCCGGUCUUCCUGCAGGACUUUGGCGUCUACGCGUGCAGCGUGAGCCCCGCCACAGACAACCCCGAGUGCUCGGCCCUCUGCAGCACGCCCGCCCCCACGACCUGUUCGCAGCCCAACUUCACCUGCCUCAACCUCACCCAAGGCACACAGCUCUCCUCCUUCCCUGCGUCGAUCGGAAACACGGGACUUAAACAUGCGCCGGCGACGUACUCGGCGACGCUCCAGGCGGGCGAGGAGGUGAACCUGGAGGUGCUGGUGCCGCCCUGCACGAGCCUGGCCAUCGCCCUGGUCAUGUCGUCGGGCGACGCCGACAUCUACGCCACCAACGACGCCGCGCUCCUGCCCUCGCCGUCCCAGUCCUACUGGCAGUCGCACCAGCGCGGCGGGCUCACCGAGCUCCUCUUCCUGUGCUGCCGCCAGUCGGGCUACAACCCGUUCAUGAACGGACCGCUCUUCCUCAACAUCCCGGCCAUCACCAACGUCACCUUCUCCCUCUACGUCUAUGGAACUGCGAAAUUGGAGUGCCCUGGGCUGAAGACCUGCGAGACGACGGCCAAGGACAGCCCGGAGAGCUGCGAGGCAACCUACACCACCCUCCUCAUGCCCACCGCCGACUCGGCUGCCUCCGCCUUCAGCAUUCCCCUCUAUGAACCGGUGCCGGGCGUGACCUUCGAAACGGUGCCGAGCAAGUUCUCCAUGUCGCGGGUGAUGUACGGCGUGGGCAUCAACGGACAGGUCAACACCGUUUACGACGUGUCCCUGGCCCAGUGUAACAUCAGUUUUGUCGAUGUCGUUGACGCCAACGGAACCCUGGUCACGGACGUGCUGGUGCAGCCGGAAGUGAGCUAUCCCGAUUGCUCGCAGGCCAAGUUCCAGGAAGCAAAGCAGAAGCUGCAGAACAUGUCGACGAGCUACGACAAUGUUGAUUCGUUCGAAGACUUCCACGACCUGGUCCUCCGCGUCAACGCCUUCGCUGUCAGCGACGGCUGGGUUGGCUGUCAACGAUUGGUGGAUACCGAGUUCAUUGAAGAGGCGGGCCACGUCUCGGUUACCGAGUUCACCACCCGUUGCGGAUCGACCGACCCUGCUUCCAACAGCUCUGCCGACCCCUGCUGCAACUUUCUGGAAGAGUGGUCGGGCGUAUGCGAGCGCAAGGAGAUGACCUACGACAGAACCCAGUUCCGGGCCAAGAAGGCUACCGUUGCCGAUAGCUGUUCGGGCACGGCUGGGUGUACCUACCUCGCCCUCGAAGACUACGCCCACGCCAAGCAAUACGAAGACGACCCCACCCGCAACUGCGCCGCUUCGUUCUUUGACUCGGUCACGUCAGCCUACAGGGUGAGCAACCCGGCAUUGGAUUGCGCGACCAAGCACUAUGGCUCCUAUUGCGACUCGGAUGGCGACUGCCUAUUUGGAUCGCGCUGUACGGAGUUUCACACAUGCACGAUCGCGUGUGUGUCCGACAGCGACUGUGCCGGCAACCAGACCUGCCUCUUCAGCAAGUGCAGCACGCCCAAGGACCAGACUGCGCGCCUGGACCUGAUUGCAGAGGUGUUGCAUCACCCCAAACAAUGCAUGAGGAAUUUAUGCAAUUUGAUCACUCAUAUCGACCAACGCCAGUGCGUCGUUGACGGCAUGGACGAGAAGGAGAAGCAGUACUACCGCUCCCUCUGGGAUCUACCCGACAAUAAGACUAACAUUACAUUCGGUUACAAUGCAGCCAACGAGACCAACAACAAAGAUGCCUUUCUUGCCACCUACAAGGACCACCUGGCAUCGCCUACAUGCGUGGGCGGCUCAAACAUUGAAGAAUACUUCUUGACCGGUGGCUGCGACACUCACAAUUGCAACUGGGCCGCCUGCCAGCUCUAUCCCGAACUAGGCCGGGGCGAUUACAACGUGGCAUACGAGCCGCAGGGAGUGUGUGCCAACUAUGGAGCAGCGGGAACCAACAACAUCCUCCAAGAGUGUGCGCUCGUGGGCGUCAGCGAGCAGGCAUGCAUGCAAGCCUUCUGCUCGGUCUUCAAAUACGUGCGCGACGAGAAUGGACAGGACAAGCUGGUGUGUGACGAAUUCUGCUACUCCGGCAGUACGCUGCUGGACACCGAGGAUGAAUGUCACAACGCCACGCUCUGCAAGGCCGUCAACAACCUGGCUACCGAUGCCGACUGCCUGUGGAACCCGAUGGUGCAGGUGUGUAUGCUGCGGCACUCGCGCACCUACUCGGAUUGCGUCAACGCGGGCGACGGGUGGUCCUGGGCGCUCCACUACGAGUACGGGGCCUACCAGGACCAGGCCACCUGCGAGGUCGGCACCUGCCACCCGUACUUGACCGCCGACAAGUGCACCAACGAAACCCAGUGCAAUGCGGCGGGCCUGUGCGACGACGCCCUCGAACUCGCCAACCCGUACUACACCUCCGUAGACUUCCAGCCCAUCGACGGCGUGUGCGUGUACCCGUUCAAGCUGAUUAACGAUCAAUACGGGGUCGUGCCGUCGUGCCCCACCUACACGCAAAAGGGCAACAUCGGCUGCUUGGACUACUACAUCGCCUCCGAAGCCGAAUGUCUGGCACGACAGCUGGACUACGGGGAGCCCAGGUGGGUACGGCCGGCCGCCAAUCGGAGCGAGUGCGAGGCCUACGGCGAGGGCUGCCUGGAGCCGCGCUACACCUACCUCCAGGGCGCGGUCGGCCUCCCCGGCCAGGACUUCCUCUCGCCCAAGAACGCAUCCGAGUGCCAGGCGGUCGGCGGCACCGCGGUCCCCUACUACCGCUGGCGCCAAGGCCAAUGGUUUGAGGGUGGGCGCUGGCAGGAGUUGAGCUGGCAGGCGAGGGCGUGGAAGGAGAUGAACAAGGCCGUGGAGCCCUACUUCUCCACCUUCAAUCAGAUGAACCAGCACACCGCGGCCCACUAUUCCGACCUCGCCAUCCUCGAGAAGUCCGACCAGGCCUGCCGGAUUUCUUCGGGCGCCGCGCGAACCUGCUCCGGCACUGCGUUCGAACUCACCAUUCCGGGCACGGCGAGCAUCGCGUGGGACGAUACACUCCAGCUGUCGCCGGACUGUGUGGACCUCACCACCUACUCGGUGCCCGCCGCCCAGCUCUUCAAGGAGGAGGAGACCACCUUCGUGGCCAACAUCUUCGUCAAGACCAUCACCAACAAUGCCGAGGGCUAUGAAUUCGAGAACUCGCACGACGUCGUGGUGGGUCAACUGAUCGGCGACGGCCUGUUCAUUCAACUUGAGGCAGACGGCGAGCAGGCCAAGAUCACCUCGCCCAACGCUGGCAAUGUGCGGAUCUGUCUGUACCGCCGCGAGGACAUUGAGCUCAACUCGAACUUUGGAGUGUACGACUUUGCGCUGAGCGACGCCGGCGAUCUCUCGCGGUGGGCCCCGCUCGGCGUGGCCAUCACCCUGGCGGACGGCGGCCGCGCCCUCUGCGGCGUCCUGCCCUACCCGCUGCCGGCCACCUUCCCCACCUACUUCCCCAUCCAACGGAUCGACGAUUGGGAGGGCAAGACGUUCAUUGAGUCGCAGAGCGAUGCUACGGUCGGCAUGUUCUACCUCGCGGUGGCCCUCUACGCCCUCCUGUUGAUUCCCAACACGCUGGCCAUCGUCAACCAGAUCUUCCUCUUCAUCAAAGUAGAAUGGCCCGACGCGGGCGACAAGAACGUGUCCUCUUUCUUGUGGACCUUCUUUUCGAUGGGCCGCAUCAUCCACACGUGCAUCGAAGCGAUCCUCAUCCUGCGGGUGAUUUACUUUGCAAUGCUGCCGACGGGUGUGUUGAACGACACCAACGUGGUGGUCUACAUCAUCCUGGGCGAUCUGCCGGUCUACCUGUUCCUCUCCAUCUACACCCUCCUCCUCUUUUUCUGGGUGGAGCUGGUGCAUUGGACUCUGAAGAAGGGCGGACCCACCAUGCUCAAGCGCAUGAAGAUCAUGUUCGCCCUGGUCAACGCCUUCAUCUACCUAUUCCUCAUCGUGCUCAUCAUCAUCUUCAUCUCGCUCCAGGCCAGCACCUCUUCAACCGACACAUCGUGUUCUACGUCGUAUUUCAUUGAUGGAGGAGAUCCCAAUUCGGACCUAAAAGAUGCCCGCAAGGCAUUGGCCAUCCUCUACCAAUCGGUGAUCAUCUUCAUCGCCCUGUGCCUGGCCUUGGCCUUCCUCGUCUACGGGUCGGUCGUGAUCUGGAUGCUCGCCCACGUCAAGGCCAUGAGCGAAAAGCUCGCCAAGCUCAAGCGCAACAAGAUGAUCAAAUUUUCGGUGGUGCUGGUGAUCUGCACGGUGGCGCUGCUGGGCAUGUGCGCCUUCCUGCUCUACGGCACGAUCGACCAGAACGUGAACGCCAUCGGCGCGAUCGUGUUCGUGAUCGUGGUGGAGAUCACGCCGCUCCUGCUGCUCAUCUUCACCGUCUACGCCAAGCGGACCAACGUGUUCUCCUUCUGGUACUCGACGGCCCGCGGCCGCCUGUCGCGCGCCACCACCUCCGCCGGGUCAUCGUCGCCCUCGGCCCAGUCAUCAUCCGCCAUCGACCAGUCCUCGGUCGAGAUGUCCUCCUCCGUCCGAUCCCUCUGA